Messenger RNA from Mytilinidion resinicola, 2762 nucleotides. Its product is annotated as Pkinase-domain-containing protein. The record is from RefSeq and is a predicted model, not a curated record. Bases 160 to 2739 code for a protein of 859 amino acids. Gene Ontology annotation, cellular component: cytoplasm. Gene Ontology annotation, molecular function: ATP binding; protein serine/threonine kinase activity. The transcript is spliced from 3 exons. Lineage: Eukaryota; Fungi; Ascomycota; Dothideomycetes; Mytilinidiales; Mytilinidiaceae. Gene Ontology annotation, biological process: intracellular signal transduction; regulation of MAPK cascade; protein phosphorylation.
CCUGUGCAGCCCGUGUUGCUGCUGGGUGGCGUCUUUUGCGCGGCCGCGUUUUGGAAGACCGCGACACCCCGCUUCACGCACCUCUGCCAAGCUGCACACAGCAGUGGAGCCUCUUGACACGCCCUUCUAGUCCUAAUAGCCCCUUGUUCCGAGCUCAUCAUGUCGAACAACCCCCCGACUGUUUAUAGUCGUGACCAGUUCAUGAAUCCCGGUCCGGCUCCGCGUCCUCCUACCGACCGCCCCCGCCUUGCACUCACACCGAACACCAGCAACCUCCCUGGCAACAUGUCUGGCCUCAGCCUCCAAUCCCCCGGCUUCAACAACUCGUCAACCUCCCUGCUCCAGCGAACGCAGUCCGAAAAGAGCAUGGGCACCUACCAGGUCGUCAAGGAAGGCUGGGCAAAGGUCAAAGAUGAGGGUCUCUUCAAGGGCAUGAUCUGGUCCGACAAAUUUCUUAUACUACGCGAGUUCCAGUUGGAUUUCAUGAAGAGUAACACCUCGCCUAAAGUAUCUUUCACCAUUCAACUCCGCGAUGUCACAAGCGUGACCAGAUCCGAUAACUUCCCAUUUUCUUUCGAGAUUAGUAGGACCACGAACACAUCCAAUGGCGCGUCUCCGCCCCGCGAUGCGCCCACCAAGGUCAUCACUUGCAAAGUGAACACGGACGACGAGGUCUACUCAUGGAUUGAUAGCAUAUAUCAGCGAUGUCCUAGCAUGGGUGGCGUGAGCAAUCCUACCAACUUUACUCACCGGGUUCAUGUUGGCUUCGAUCCUACUACCGGUGCUUUCGUUGGACUGCCUGUUGAAUGGGAGAAGCUUCUCACUGCAUCAGCCAUCACGAAGGACGACUAUGCGAAGAACCCCAAGGCUGUUCUGGAGGUGCUUGAGUUUUACACCGAGAAGCUUGUCAAGCGCGCGGAUGAUCCCGUGUCCUACCCAAGCCUCACUCCUACACCCCCAGUCUCUUCCGGAAAUGAAAAGCAGCUGGGAUACGCCGGCGGCAAUUCCAUUGCUCCCCCGCGACCGACUCCACCAAACGGAUUUUCACGCCAACAGAGCUACAACACGUCUCGGGAGAACAGCCAGACUCCUCCUCCAAAUAAUUACGGAAACGAAAAGACGUCUUAUCAGCAGCAAGCACAAGACAAUGCACGAGCCGAAGAAGAGCGACGUCGGAGGCGAGAGGAGGAGGCGAAACUCCAGCGUGAGCGCGAGCGCGAGCAACAGCGGCGGGAGCAGGAGCGUCGACAGCGUGAAGAAGAUGCGGCGUGGAACGCUUCUCUGCCGAAGACUAAGACUCCGAUCGCCAAACAGGAGAUUGGAGGCGGAGGCUAUACUGAAGAAAGUAGAGAUACGAGCCCGUCAGGGAAUAAUCCUGCUCGGUACAACGCAAGUCGACCCGCCCCAUCGACUCCAGGAACUUCGAGAGAUAGGCAGCAACCGCCAGGCUCUUUGCGCCAGAUGGCGGCUCAGAGGACCGCUCCAUCUGCCCCUACCUCCAAUAGCGCCUACAAGUCCCCGCAAGCUAAGGCCCCUCCAGCUGCGGCCCAGCGUCCGGCUCAGCCUGCUGCUAGGUAUCCAGCCGGAUCUAAUGGACAGUCUGCGCAGGCUCGCGCGCCUAAUGGGAGCACCAACCAGGCAGGUCAGACACGCUUACCUGGAGCUACCGCGCCGAAGCCUUUGAAUGUGGCCAGCAAACAAGCACCGGCCCCUGCAGUUGAUCCCGUGAAGCAAGCUGAAAAGGCGCUCACUAGCAAGAAAGAGGAGCCUGGUCGCAAGGAUGUCCGCAUGUCGAGUAUGUCCGAGAGCGAAGUCAUGAUCAAGCUACGGGAAGUUGUUUCCAAAGACAAACCCUUGGACUCCUACAACAAGCAGAAGAAGAUCGGUCAGGGUGCAUCAGGAUCCGUAUAUGUCGCUCGGAUUCGAGAGAGCGCAACAUCAGAGACCGCAAAGAGAAUCCUUCGAGAGAAUGGGCCCCGCGCCCAGGUGGCCAUCAAACAGAUGGAUCUCCGCAACCAGCCGAGGAAGGAGUUGAUUGUCAACGAAAUCAUCGUCAUGAAGGACAGCAAGCACCCCAACAUCGUCAACUUCUUGGAUGCCUUCCUCCAGGAGGAGCACUCUGAGUUAUGGGUGGUGAUGGAGUUCAUGGAGGGCGGUGCUUUGACUGAUGUCAUUGACAACAACCCGUCGAUCAGCGAGGAUCAGAUUGCUACAAUCUGUUUGGAGACAUGCAAAGGUCUUGAGCAUCUGCACGCUCAGAACAUUAUCCAUCGUGACAUCAAGAGCGACAACGUGCUGCUUGAUGGCCGUGGAAAUGUCAAGAUCACCGAUUUCGGAUUUUGCGCCAAGCUCACGGAGCAGCGAAGCAAGCGUGCCACCAUGGUCGGCACUCCAUACUGGAUGGCGCCCGAAGUCGUCAAGCAGAAGGAGUACGGCAACAAAGUGGACAUCUGGUCGCUAGGCAUCAUGGCCAUCGAGAUGAUCGAGUCUGAACCACCUUACCUGAACGAGGAGCCACUCAAGGCCCUCUACCUCAUUGCUACCAAUGGCACUCCCCGUCUCAAGAAGCCGGACAAACUUUCCAAGGAGCUUAAGGCUUUCCUCAGCGUCUGUCUUUGCGUCGAUGUAAAGUCGAGGGCUAGCGCUAGUGAGCUGAUGAGCCAUGACUUCUUGAGGGGCGGAUGCAGCCUUGCCAGUUUGGCCCAACUGCUCAACUUUAGGAAGAAUGGAAGCCACUAAAAGUCUCGAUCUCAUAGAUACCA